Messenger RNA from Prorocentrum cordatum, 246 nucleotides. NCBI's taxonomy places the organism in Eukaryota, Dinophyceae, Prorocentrales, Prorocentraceae. The record is from the annotation of a GenBank genome assembly.
GGUGGGCCCUCGUCGCGGAGGCCGAGGCCGCGGCUUCCGAGGGGCUCGCCGCGGGCUGGGCGGCCAAUGCCGCAGCCGCCGAGGAGGCCGCCCUCGGCGGCCCCGCCGCCGGCUGGGGCGCGGUGGCGGCCGACGCCGCCGAGGCGGCGGAGAGCCCCGAGGGCCUCGAGGACGUCCACCUGGACGGCCUGACGGCCGACGCCGUCAGGCCGCUGACGGCCUCAGCGGCCAGGCGGAAGGCCCAUG